Messenger RNA from Solanum lycopersicum (tomato), 2508 nucleotides. Its product is annotated as pyruvate decarboxylase 2. Gene Ontology annotation, cellular component: cytosol. Gene Ontology annotation, molecular function: thiamine pyrophosphate binding; pyruvate decarboxylase activity; magnesium ion binding. The record is from RefSeq and is a predicted model, not a curated record. Lineage: Eukaryota; Viridiplantae; Streptophyta; Magnoliopsida; Solanales; Solanaceae.
AGUUCUACGUAUCUUGUAGUUAGGUCAUAAGUCAUAACAGUAAAAUAACCUUCACCGAUGUCUUAUUUUUACCGUUAUGACCUAACUAUAAGAUUCUAAUAUGAUUAUAAAUUUGAGGUUAAACCUCUUCCUCUUACGUUAUUUACCCACUUAAAUAUUAGAAUAAAAUGAUACUUAAAAAUAAAAUUGUACAAUUAUAUGAUAAUACCGAUCAUUAAGCCAUAACAUUCGUCCUAUAUUGGGUACCUUGAAAUACUUGAAGCAAAAAAAAGACUGACCACAUCUCCAAGAAACCACUAUCUUGUACUUCACUCAAUUUUCCCCAUCUUUUCGAAUCUUAACUAAUUGUCUUCUUUUAUUUUUACACACACACAUAAAUAUUUUUUUUCUUCAUUUUCCCUGUAACAAUUUUCUCAAUACUAAAGUAUGGACAAUGCAAAUGGCACUUCUUGUAUCCAAAACUCACAUUCUUCUUCCGUUAUCGCGAGCCCUGACGCAAACUUAGGGCGCCAUUUAGCCCGAAGGUUAGUUGAAAUUGGCGUUGAGGAUGUUUUCUCAGUGCCAGGUGAUUUCAACCUCACACUUCUUGAUCACCUCAUUGCUGAGCCAAGGCUUAAGAAUGUUGGUUGUUGCAAUGAGCUUAAUGCUGGAUAUGCUGCUGAUGGGUACGCAAGAUCUCGAGGCGUUGGUGCGUGUGUUGUCACGUUCACUGUGGGUGGGCUUAGUGUGAUCAAUGCUAUUGCUGGUGCUUAUAGUGAGAAUCUUCCUAUUAUCUGCAUUGUUGGAGGUCCUAAUACUAAUGACUAUGGAACUAAUAGAAUACUUCACCAUACUAUCGGAUUACCUGAUUUCAGCCAAGAACUAAGAUGUUUUCAGACUGUUACAUGUUAUCAGGCUGUGAUAAAUAACUUGGAGGAUGCACAUGAACAAAUUGAUAGAGCAAUCUCUACUGCUCUAAUUGAAAGAAAGCCAGUAUAUAUUAGUGUCAGUUGCAAUUUGCCAGCCACCCCUCAUCCAACAUUCAGCAGAGAUCCCAUCCCAUUUUUUCUAUCACCAAGGCUAAGUAGCAAGAAGGGGUUGGAAGCUGCAGUGGAUGCAGCUGUGGCCUUUCUAAGCAAGGCAGUAAAACCAGUGAUGAUUGGAGGGCCAAAGCUAAGAGUAGCUAAAGCUUGUGAUGCUUUUGCUGAACUUGCUGAUUCUUCUGGUUAUGCCAUGGCAAUGAUGCCAUCAGCAAAAGGGCUAGUACCAGAAAAACACCCUCACUUCAUUGGCACUUACUGGGGUGCAGUAGGCACAUCCUAUUGCGCGGAAAUUGUUGAAUCAGCUGAUGCUUACUUGUUUGCUGGUCCAGUUUUUAAUGAUUACAGCUCUGUUGGUUACUCACUUUUGAUCAAGAGAGAAAAGGCGUUAAUCGUGCAGCCUGAUAGAGUUGUUAUUGGAAAUGGACCAGCAUUUGGUUGUGUCCUAAUGAAAGAUUUCCUCUCUGAACUAGCAAAGAAAGUAAAGAAAAACGAAACUGCUUAUGAUAACUACCGUCGGAUCUUUGUUCCUGAAGGAACUCCUCCAAAACCAGAGCCUAACGAACCUCUACGAGUCAAUGUUCUGUUCCAACAUGUGCAGAAGAUGCUUUCAGCUGAUACAGCUGUGAUUGCUGAGACAGGGGAUUCAUGGUUCAAUUGCCAGAAGCUUAAGUUACCAGAAGGAUGUGGGUAUGUGACUAAUAAAAGCUUAACAGCCUGGUAUCCAUUUUAUUUUGAGUCAUUAGACGGAAAAAGUUCGUGUUGCAGGUAUCAAUUCCAGAUGCAAUAUGGCUCCAUUGGUUGGUCUGUUGGUGCUACCCUGGGUUAUGCACAAUCUGAACCCAAAAAACGUGUCGUAUCUUUCAUCGGUGAUGGAAGUUUUCAGGUUACUGCACAAGACGUGUCGACAAUGAUUCGUUGUGACCAAAAGACUAUCAUUUUCUUGAUUAAUAAUGGUGGUUACACCAUUGAGGUUGAAAUCCAUGAUGGGCCAUAUAAUGUCAUCAAGAACUGGAACUACACUGGUUUGGUAGAUGCAAUUCACAAUGGUGAAGGCAAUUGCUGGACCCAAAAGGUAAGGACGGAAGAGGAGCUGAUAGAAGCAAUCGCAACUGCAACUGGAGAGAAGAAAGAUUGUUUAUGUUUCAUUGAAGUUAUUGUUCACAAGGAUGAUACUAGCAAAGAGUUGCUUGAAUGGGGAUCUAGAGUCUGUUCUGCCAAUGGACGUCCACCAAACCCUCAAUGAGUCUGCUAGAUUAGUUUUUUUCUUCCAGCACUAAUUUCUACUUUUUCAAUAACACCAGAGCCAUAUUAGAAUUCUUUUGUUUAUACUCACUGAUCAGAAUUAAUUACUCCCUCCGUCCCAUUUUAUGUGGCACCAUUUUGUUUUUGAUCAGUCCCGAAAAGAAUGUCAGAUUUCCUCAUAUAGAAAGUAUUUAAAGAUGUAAUUUCUCUUUUACCCUUAUUGAUCCCACUUAAUUUUCUAAUA